Penicillium malachiteum is the source of this 459-nucleotide messenger RNA. RefSeq lists its product as uncharacterized. Lineage: Eukaryota; Fungi; Ascomycota; Eurotiomycetes; Eurotiales; Aspergillaceae. Bases 1 to 459 code for a protein of 152 amino acids. The transcript has a single exon. The record is from RefSeq and is a predicted model, not a curated record.
AUGCAGGUCCUGACCCAACUGAACCAACAAGAUAACGUUCUUGGUUCCCAAGAAUCUCCACGAUGGGUCAACCUGCAGUUCUGGUUUUAUUUUCCUUUAUCCCAACUUGUGAGGUUCUCCGCGCCUGGAAGUAUCGUAAUUGGUGUACUCAAUCCGAAACGUGGUACCUGGGGGUCAACCCGCACUUUCAAACGAACGCCUGGGUGGUUUGGUGGUUCGACUCAGGUACGGAGUCCCAUGUCUCCAUUCCCAAAUCUCUCUCUUCCCAUAUCGCCCCCACUUCACCCAAACACUCCGUCCGGAAGUCCGUGUCUCGUCCUAUCCGCACAAUCUACAGCACUCCGUUACCACACCCUCAAUCUUUGGUUCUGGUUCACUACUGGAUCCCACAACAUGCAAGUCCCCAGUGAAAUGAUGCCAUUCCGCUUACCAUGCCGAAACCCUAUCGGACGAAUAUAG